AUGGCCGACGCGGAGGCGCGCGACAAGGAGGAGGCCCUGGGGGAGUUUCGGCAGCGCAUGCUGAAGCACAAGGAGAUCGACGCCCGGGUGCGCAAGUUGCGCCAGGACAUGAAGGCCCUCCAGAAGGACUACGACAAGUCGGAGGACGAGCUGCGCGCCCUGCAGAGUGUGGGGCAGAUCAUCGGCGAGGUCCUGAGACAGUUGGACGAUGAGCGCUUCAUCGUGAAGGCCAGCAGCGGGCCGCGCUACGUGGUGGGCUGCCGCAGCAAGCUGGAGAAGGCGCGGCUGAGCAGCGGCACGCGCGUGGCGCUGGACAUGACCACGCUGACGAUCAUGCGCGCGCUGCCGCGCGAGGUGGACCCCGUGGUGUUCAACAUGCUGAACGAGGACGCGGGCAACGUGGACUACUCCAGCAUCGGCGGGCUGAGCGAGCAGAUCCGGGAGUUGAGGGAGUCGAUCGAGCUGCCGCUGCUCAACCCGGAGCUGUUCCUGAGGGUGGGGAUCAUGCCGCCCAAGGGCGUGCUGCUGUACGGGCCGCCGGGGACCGGGAAGACGCUGCUGGCGCGCGCCGUGGCGUCCAACAUCGACGCCAAUUUCUUGAAGGUGGUGUCCAGCGCAAUAGUAGACAAGUACAUUGGGGAGAGCGCAAGGAUCAUCCGCGAGAUGUUUGGCUAUGCUCGCGACCAUGAACCCUGCGUAAUCUUCAUGGAUGAGAUCGAUGCCAUCGGGGGCAGGAGGUUCAGUGAGGGCACCAGUGCAGACAGGGAGAUCCAGCGCACAUUGAUGGAGCUCCUCAGUCAGCUGGAUGGCUUUGAAAAGGUGGGAAAAGUGAAGACGAUCAUGGCGACAAACAGGCCCGACGUCUUGGACCCUGCCCUGAUGAGGCCAGGCAGGUUGGACAGAAAGAUCGAGAUACCCUUGCCAAACGAGCAGGCGAGGAUGGAGAUCCUCAAGAUUCACUCUGCUCCGCUCACUAAGCAUGGGGACAUAGACUAUGAAGCAGCGGUGAAACUUGCAGAGAACUUUAAUGGUGCAGAUUUGAGGAAUGUGUGCACAGAGGCAGGGAUGUUCGCAAUCAGGGAUGAGCGGGACUAUGUCACUCACGAGGACUUCAUGAAGGCUGUGAGGAAGUUGAAUGAGUCCAAGAAGCUCGAGUCCACCCUGACAUAUGAACAACCCUUGGACGUGGCCAAGAAAUGA
Molecule: messenger RNA, 1200 nt
Organism: Ostreobium quekettii
Lineage: Eukaryota; Viridiplantae; Chlorophyta; Ulvophyceae; Bryopsidales; Ostreobiaceae
Source: the annotation of a GenBank genome assembly